Plasmodium berghei ANKA is the source of this 1755-nucleotide messenger RNA. Its product is annotated as conserved Plasmodium protein, unknown function. The record is from RefSeq and is a predicted model, not a curated record. NCBI's taxonomy places the organism in Eukaryota, Apicomplexa, Aconoidasida, Haemosporida, Plasmodiidae. The coding region runs from base 1 to 1755 and encodes 584 amino acids. The transcript has 2 exons.
AUGAAUAAAUCCACAAAUUCGUUAGUAACCAGAUUUGAAUAUAAGUAUUUAUUUUAUGCCUUAUCAUUUGUAUCCAUAAAUUUAGGAAUAUGUAAUGAGUAUAUUAAGAAAAAAAAAUUAGCAUUCCAAGAAAAGGCUCCGCCUCAAAUAUACUUUUAUUUAUCAAAUUAUAACUUUGAAUAUAUUGAUAGAGGAAAAUAUAAUGAUAAAAUUGAAAAAAUAUGUAAUAAUUUUAAUGUGCCGAUAAGUUAUAUUUAUAAAGGGGCAAACAAUUAUUUUCCAAUAGAUUAUCAUUUACAAUAUUUAAACAAUAUUUUUGAAAAAUCUAAAAAAAAAUUAAAAAAUGUUUUGGAAAAAGAAAAUGAAUUUGAUAAAAUUGUCGACAAACUUGUUGACGAAAUUGUAAAUCAUUUUAAUGAGCAUGGAUAUGAGACAACAAGUUUGAGAAAUUCAAGCAAUUCCCCAAAAUUGAGAAGAAAUAGUCAAUUUAAUGAAUGGGAAAAAAAGGACGACUUUUUAAAAAAUUUAAAUUUUGAGCAUCUAAAGGAAUUUAUGUUAAAACGAAAAAAAAUAAUAGAGACGAAAAAAAAAGAUGAUAUAUUUAACAGUUUUAUUGAUGAGUUAUAUGCAUACUGUUAUUUAUAUUUACUAAUUAAUUAUAAACGAAAUAAUUUUUUUGAUUUUAUAAAAAUUAAAAGGUCUUAUAGACAUUGUAGUGAAAACACUUCAAAAGACAUUGGGAUCGAAAUAAAUAAUUAUCUUGGAAUAGGUAAUGAAAACAAUAGAAAAAAUGAACAAAAUAAUAGUUCUAGGUUUUUAAAUGAAAAUUCAAAUUAUAUUAAUCAAGUUUCUUAUGUGUUAAAUAUUGAUACAAUAAAUGAAAUUAAAAAAAGUUUAGAAAAAUAUGGAGUAGUUGUAUUAAAAAAUUUUUUACCAAAAGAAAGUGUAAACAAAAUAAAAAAAGAAUUAUUUUUGGAUUCAAAAAAUAAUGUAAAUGUUUCCCCACUAUUAAUGGAUAAAGAUGCAAAUGUAUUUUGUAUUAGACCAACAAGAGGACGUCAAUAUUGUAUAAUACGAAAUAGUAAAAUAAGUGAUAUGUUUGUUAAUAUACAGCAAUAUUGGUUAAAUAUUGUUUAUUCAUAUUUACCAGUAGGAAUGUAUGAAAAUAUUUUUAGCAUGUUUGAUAAAAAUAUUAUAUUAAAUAAUACAGAAUUAAAUAAAUUAAAUAUAAAAAGUGAAUAUAAUGAUAAAUUAUUUAUAUCAGAAUUGCAAUUACUAAAUAAUGAACCUCUAAGUGAGAUACAAUCUUAUCAUGUCGAUAAUGGAAUAAAUGGAUUAAGUAUUAUUAUGCCUUUAAAUAAAAUAAAUGAAGAAUCUGGAAAUUUUGAAUUUUUUUUAGGAAGUCAUUUAUUUUCUUAUUUAAAAGAAAAUGUUAAUUUAACAACAUAUAAUAAUGGAUAUAGAAAUAGUCGAAUUAAAAAGGCUAUUUAUAAUUUUAAACGUUUUAUGAACAUAUAUUAUCAAACAGGAUCAGCAUUUAUACCUAAAGUUCAAGAAACUGAUUUAAUUAUUUAUGAUUCUAGAAUUAUACAUAGAGGGAUGUCUAACAAUUUGUGGCUUAAAAAUUCAUCUCUAAUAUAUCGAUAUGACUAUAAAAAAUACCCCCCCCCAGGACAAGAUUUUAUUGAUAUUAUAUCUUAUAGCUUUAUUGGAAAAUGUAUUUCUUUCUUUAAUACACUAGGCCGAUAUAUAUAA